AUGCCCGGCCAGAACAUCACUACACACGCGCGCCUCGCGCUCCACGUCCGCGCUCAUGCCCGGCCAGAACAUAAUUUCGCGUGCGCGCCUCGCGCUCCACGUUCGCGCUCAUGCCCGGUCAGAACAUCGAUUCGCGCGCGCGCCUCGCGCUCCACGUCCGCGCUCAUGACCGGCCAGAACAUCACUUCGCACGCGCGCCUCGCUCUCCACGUCCGCGCUCAUGCCCGGCCAGAACAUCACUUUGUGCGCGCGCCUCGUGCUCCACGUCCGCGCUCAUGCCCGGUCAGAACAUCGCCCGUGCCUACACAUGUUAUGCUAUCACCCAUGUAG
Messenger RNA from Parnassius apollo (apollo), 330 nucleotides. The record is from the annotation of a GenBank genome assembly. NCBI's taxonomy places the organism in Eukaryota, Metazoa, Arthropoda, Insecta, Lepidoptera, Papilionidae.